Camelina sativa (false flax) is the source of this 1179-nucleotide messenger RNA. RefSeq names its product small ribosomal subunit protein uS2z. Lineage: Eukaryota; Viridiplantae; Streptophyta; Magnoliopsida; Brassicales; Brassicaceae. The record is from RefSeq and is a predicted model, not a curated record. Gene Ontology annotation, biological process: translation. Gene Ontology annotation, cellular component: small ribosomal subunit; ribosome. Gene Ontology annotation, molecular function: structural constituent of ribosome.
UACCAGUUUCGACGCCUCUCUCUCUUCUUGUGAGUGAUUUACAAAGCUGAAGCUUAUCUGCGGCGAUUUAAAGGUCCCGGAGAAGAAGAAGAGAGAGAGAGAUCAGAAAAUGGCGACUAAUGGAUCUGCUAGCUCAGCACAGCUCUCCCAGAGGGAAGCUGACAUCAGGAUGAUGUGUGCCGCUGAGGUUCAUCUCGGUACCAAGAAUUGCAAUUACCAGAUGGAGCGUUACGUCUUCAAGAGACGCAACGAUGGUAUUUACAUCUUCAACCUUGGCAAAACAUGGGACAAGCUCAUGAUGGCUGCUCGUGUUAUUGUUGCCAUUGAAAACCCACAGGACAUCAUUGUUCAGUCUGCUAGGCCCUAUGGUCAGAGAGCUGUCCUGAAGUUUGCUCAAUACACUGGAGCCAAUGCCAUUGCUGGAAGGCACACUCCUGGUACCUUCACCAAUCAGAUGCAAACUUCCUUCAGUGAACCCAGGCUCUUGAUUCUUACCGACCCGAGAACUGACCACCAGCCAAUCAAGGAAGGUGCUUUGGGAAACAUUCCCAUCAUUGCUUUCUGUGACACAGACUCUCCAAUGAGAUUUGUUGACAUUGGUAUCCCUGCCAACAACAAGGGAAAGCACAGCAUUGGGUGUCUUUUCUGGCUUCUUGCUCGCAUGGUUCUUCAGAUGCGUGGAACCAUUCAACGUGGACAGAAGUGGGAUGUCAUGGUUGACCUGUUCUUUUACAGGGAGCCUGAGGAGACUAAGCCAGAGGAUGAAGAUGAAGCUGCCCCUCCCACCGACUUUGGACUUCCUCCUACUGAAUACGGAAUGGGUGGAGACCAAUGGACUACUGCUCAGAUCCCUGAUGGUGCAUGGCCAGGAGAAGCUCAAGCUCCAAUCGCUGCUGCACCUGCUGCUGCUUCUUGGAGUGAUUCUGCUGUUGCUCCAGCAGCAGAAGGUGGAUGGGAUGCUGCCGCGCCACCCACAGGUGCUCAAGCUUCUACUUGGGACUAAAGUGGAUAGCCUUUUACUCGAUGGUUAAGGGUUAUAGACAUGCUUUUUUGUUACCUUUGGGAUUGAAGAGUUAUCGAACCGUAACUGUUUUUCUUCUCACUUGUUUCCCUUAAGACAAUUAGAUUAUUUUGUUCUGCACUUUUUUUUUUUGUUUUGAAUCAAAAAAAUUUCUACUA